Molecule: messenger RNA, 1848 nt
Organism: Zeugodacus cucurbitae (melon fly)
Lineage: Eukaryota; Metazoa; Arthropoda; Insecta; Diptera; Tephritidae
Gene: synr
Exons: 6
Coding region: 511-1848 (445 amino acids)
Source: RefSeq, a predicted model, not a curated record
UCGCUGAGAUACCUGCAGCGGUAUGUGGAAAAAUUUCAACCAGGAUAAAUAAUUUGUAUUUACUUUUAUGUCUGUAUGUAAACGGCUGACCAAAUACAUGUAUUUGUUUUGUUGUUUUUGUAAUUCUAGGUAAAUAAAAAAGUAAACUAACAUUGAAGGAUUGGAGAAAAGCUCAACGAACUAUUCAACAUUCGGUGGGUGUACAAGUAACCAAUCAUGCAAGUUUCAUUCAGAAACUGACGGUGUAACGAGUGACUAGUGAAUUGGACAACGGCGCAAUAGCGUGUGAAUAACUGGAAAAUGCAUUAAUUGCAUAGAUGGAGAAUUAGAUAAAAAAUAAUAAUAAAAAAUAGAAGGCAGUGCUUACGGACUUUUACAUAUAAAUUUUAGACAUAUCAAGACUUCACGCUAAUAAAACCUAAACGGAAUCGGAAGUUUUUAAUUCAGAAAAAUAAUAUUUUCUCAAGCGUUAAGUGCAAAUAUGCAUUUUACCAAAAUAGUGCCGCACAAAUGAUGGGAUGUGGUUCAUCGAUGGAUACCAAUAGUGUAACUGAAGAGCCCAUACAGAGCUUGGAUCGUUGGCAGAAGGGCGAAAUGGACCCCGCUGCCGUUAUCGACGAAUUUGUGCGCUUGGAUGAGCGCAUUAGCAAGCUGGAGGCCACCUGUCCGGGUCCACGUAUGGCCACCGCCGAGGCAUGGGUGGAGCACUUGCAAUCGCAACGCGAUUCAUUGCUCGGUGUUGAUAGUUUAGAUGUGGCCUUGAAUCAACAAAGCAAUGGAGUGUUGCAGCAACAGCAGCAACAACAACACCCGCAACCGCCACAACACCAAUACACCCAACAAAUGGACAGUGAAAUAUUGACACUGAAUGAGAUCGAUGCAACCACCCCGCCACCCAUCCAUCAACCGCCCUUGCAACCGUUGAGCGUUACUGCAGCCAUAACAACAACGUCAAAGGUAAACAGAGGCACAUUACUACGCGGAAAUGGUGCCACUGCAAAUGGCUUAGGCGGUGCGGCACGACACGCUAAUAACAGCAUUGUGGCCAAUACACCCACCCAAGAUUUGGCUAAUCUUGCCAUCAAUUUGGGCGUUGUUGGCGAUGUAAAUAAGGCUUCCACACAUGAGGACUUCUUUGCGAGUCUCAGUGAAUCUGCGCUUUAUCUAACGUCAAUACGUUACUAUACCGAAAUACUGGAACAUACAAAGGUGCGACUGAAAACGCUCACCGAAAGCUACAAUGAAUUAAAUGAACUCUAUGUGCAUCACGAUGGCAUUAUAGCCUUUAUCAGUGGCGGCACGUACAUGACACGCCUGGAGGAGAGUCUCGACUCACAAUUGGAGGCAGCGCGUGAUGUGCGCGAUAAGUUGGGCAGCGCUUUGGAGCAAUGGCGUAUAUGCGGCACAUUGCUACGCACCAGCGCGACUUCGGCCACACAGGCUUUGCAGCAGUGGCAACAGCUGGCGAAAGCGAUUGAUCCGAAACACAAAGUACAACUUGCUUUGGAAUGUCGCACGGCACUGCAGGCCUCGCUGAUAUCGGUGGAGUGUGCGCAAUUGGCGCUGCCCCAUGUAGAAAUCAAGCACUUAAGUAAUCGUCAACUGCUGGCAGUUAAGCAUUGCAACACCUAUAUGAUUACGGAUAUAGCGAAUCUUGCAAGAUAUCAGCACACAAGUAAGGUAUUCACCUCCUUCGAGAGUAAUAUGUCCAAGGCCUCGAUGUGGCUGUAUGAGAUGUUCAACAAAACGUUGCGUCAUGAUUUCGAUAAAGCCGAGGAAACAGUGCGUAAUUUGGCGAAAACACUGAGGGAUCAUCGUGAGGAGAUUUUCACCGCAGCUCGAAAAUAG